Stegodyphus dumicola is the source of this 2453-nucleotide messenger RNA. RefSeq names its product sorting nexin 6 (gene Snx6). Lineage: Eukaryota; Metazoa; Arthropoda; Arachnida; Araneae; Eresidae. The record is from RefSeq and is a predicted model, not a curated record. Gene Ontology annotation, molecular function: phosphatidylinositol binding. Gene Ontology annotation, biological process: phagosome-lysosome fusion involved in apoptotic cell clearance.
AUAAGGGGGGCGGUAGUUUCCGGUUGUUUGUUAUUUAACAACUCUUGCUACUUGCUGUGUGUUUUUGAAAUGUAUAUGAACUCAGAAACAUUUUAAGCCAACUACUGUUUAUCUAAUACUGAAUUCUUCAACUUAUUAGUAGAACAGCUGCACUAAUGCUUACCUUACAGGACGGUACAGAAGACUCUUCCCUUACAGCCGAUUCGAAUAAGAAUCGCUCUGACACUAUUGAUCUUUCUGAUCAGUCACUUUUAGUUGAUAUUUCAGAUGCUUUGAGUGAAAGAGAUAAGGUGAAAUUUACCGUCCAUACAAAGACAACUCUUCCAACAUUUGCAAAGCCAGAAUUUUCUGUUGUUCGUCAACAUGAAGAAUUUGUAUGGUUGCAUGAUUCAUUUGAAGAAAAUGAAAAGUAUGCUGGAUUUACGAUACCUCCUGCUCCUCCUUGUCCUGAUUUUGAUGCUUCAAGAGAAAAACUACACAAGCUGAGUGAAGGAGAAGGAACUAUGACCAAAGAAGAAUUUAUAAAAAUGAAACAAGAGCUUGAAAUGGAGUAUUUAGCCACUUUCAAAAAGACUGUAGCAAUGCAUGAAGUGUUUUUGCAACGUUUAGCAAGCCAUCCUGUUUUCAGGAAUGAUAGUAACUUGAAAGUAUUUCUGGAAUAUGAACAAGAUUUGAAUGUGAGAGGCAAAAACAAGAAAGAAAUGUUUGCAGAUUUGCUCAGCAACCUUGGAAAAACUGCAGAUGAUUUACUUCUAUCAAGCACUCAAAAGGAUGUUGAUGAGUUCUUUGAACACGAGAGAACUUUCUUGAUUGAGUAUCAUAGCCAAAUAAAGAAUGCUACAUAUAGGGCUGAUAAAAUGACCCAAAGCCAUAAAAAUGUUGCUGAUACUUAUAUUAAGAUAUCAUCAUCUCUUGUUCAACUUGCGACUAUAGAUGGGUCAGAAUUAGAAAAUUUUAAUUUCUUUUUAAGGUUCUUCAGCAAAGUUUCAGAUACAUUUGAGAAAGCUAGGAAAGUGGAAGGAAGAGUGGCAACAGAUGAGGAUCUCAAACUUUCUGACACUUUGAGAUACUACAUGCGAGACACAGCUGCAGCUAAAAACCUUUUGUAUAGGAGAUUAAGAUGUUUGGCUAACUAUGAAGCUGCAAAUAGAAAUUUAGAAAAAGCCAGAGCAAAAAAUAAAGAUGUUCAUCUGGCUGAAACAGCUCAACAAGAAGCUUGUGAUCGUUUUGAAGCAAUUUCCAAACAGGCAAAACAAGAACUUCAAGAUUUCAAAGUGCGUCGUGUGGCUGCCUUUAAAAAGAAUCUUGUUGAACUUGCAGAGUUGGAAAUUAAGCAUGCAAAGGCUCAAGCUCAGCUCCUAAAAAACUGUUUAAUAUCAUUGAAAGAAGAAAAUAAUGUAUAGACAGGAACAUUUUUCACUAAGUUGAACACAAGCUGUGCUUAAGUACUCAACAGUGCUUUUGUAUCAAGCUAUUGAUCUUCCCUGGUUCUUUUGCCGUCCCAGGAUGUGAAAAUCUUCUCAGAAGGAUUCACUGACCGGGUACUUGAACAGCCAGUUGUGAUUGAUGAACUGAUUUUCAAAAUAAAUUUUUAUAAGAAUUAUAUAUGAAUUAUUCUAUAUAUUUGUUAUUUAAUUUUAGUAAUAUGAAAAAUAUGCAGAUAUAUGGCAUGCAUGAACAUGCACAUUGAAACUGUCUCAAGUACAUUUUAAAUAUAAAAAAAAACAUUCCACAGUUUUGAUGUUACCAUGUAAAGAAAUUUUAAGGUACAGUUAUUUUUCUCCCUUUGUGCAUAUAUCAAAGUAUUACAAUUUCAUUUUAAUACAUAAAGAAUAGUAUGAAUAAUAUUAGUUAUCUUCGGCAACUGAUUAAGAAUUCUGCAAUUUUUUAUUGUGCUUAUAUAUAAUAAUAUUUGAAUUAUUGUUAACACUUUGUAAUUUUAAAGAAAUGAUUUAUUUUUAUGAUUACAAUAUUAUGUAUCCAUGUAAUUUAUUUUGGAAUUUUGCAUUUCUUCAGCUGUUUGCCUUAGAUAUCUUGAUUAUUGGAGUUGGUUGACUGUUUAAAAAAUACAUGUGAAUAAAGUUAUUUUCUUCAGAAAAUUGUGCCAAUACUAAUUUUCCGUUUGUUUUGAUCAUUACACUAUUAAGUCUUAAUUGGUAUUUUAUCAGUUUGUUUCCUUCAGUGAUUAACAAUUUUUGUGUAUGAUUUUUAGAAUUGUAAUGGUGCUAAAGUUUCAAAAUAUGUUAUUCUAAAGGUUCUUAAUUUUUUUAAUAAUAUUUCAGCUGUGAAAUUCAUUUUUAUAUUUAUCUUUGAUAUAUUGAGAUAAUUCAUGACCUUUGUUCAAAAAGCUUCCUGUAUUGUAAAUUGGAUUGUUACAUAUUACUUGUUGUCUGAAAGAAAUGUGAAGAUGUUUGAAAUGCAUUUUUUUCCCAAUAAAUAUGUUCUGAGUUGGU